GUAUCGCUCCUGCAUCUGCAUGAGCAUGUCAAACGCGCAUUGAUCCCCUAUUUCCCUCGACUAAGAAGUUCCUUUCGACUUCUUGCACUACAACAGCACCUGUUAAGUGGCGCUGUAUCAAUUAAGAUAUACAACAUUGGGCACGAAGACUACUCACCAGUUCAAAGAGAAAAAAGAUGACGGAUCAACAAGCUACUGCAUCCGCCUCAUCCUCCAGCGGGCCUGCAAAGGAGGAGCCGAAGCGGUAUUUGCAUCGUGGGCAACUGGAAAAGUACAUCGAAACAGACUACAAACAAUUCUGUAAAGAGCUUUGCCAUUUCUGCAAGGAGAAGAAAGCGACGAAAAGAUUUGCGAAAACGAUGAGCUUCUUAUGCUGGGAUGACGGGUUGUUCUUUGUUGUGCUUGUCGUGGUCGCGUGAGUUUUUUUAGACUUAAAGAUAAUAGUAAGAGAGAAGGACCUCAAUUUUCUCAAAUUUCAGAUGAAAACUCUAGUGAGGAAGGUAAAGAGAAAGACCUCACUUUCUUCUAAUCCCGAUAACCAUCACCAUGGCCGAUGCCUUUUGGUGUCCGGAUUGCGGCCGGAUAUUGUGCGAGCAAUGCAGGUAUGGUCCACACGGGUGCGAGCGAAUAGAAGGCGAGAAAGAACGGAACAAAAACAAAACCGCAGAGGAAAUUCGGGAGGAAAUUUAUGACGUCUUGAAACGCUUAAAAAUCAUUUCUUUGAACAAGUUCGAAUCGAUUCUUAUCAUGAUGCUCCAUAAAUGCUUAGAAAUCAUUUCUUUGAACAAGUUCGAAUUGAUUCCUAUCAUGCUCCAUAAAUGCUUAAAAAUAAUUUCUUUGAAGAAGUUCGAAUUGAUUCUUAUCAUGCUCCAUAAAUGCUUAAAUGUCAUUUCUUUGAAGAAGUUCGAAUUGAUUCUUAUCAUGCUUCACAAAUGCUUAAAUGUCAUUUCUUUGAACAAGUUCGAAUUUAUUCUCAUCGUGCUCCAUAAUCUAGUGCUAGAAGUAUUCGCUUUCGCACUGUUGUAUCAACUAGUAGUACAACUAUCUACAACUUCUGGGCCUGCUGUGCGUCUCGACCACAUAUGUCUCUAACACCUGGAAUCGCGUGCCUUGAAAGAACGAGCCAAGGAAGAGGCGCUUGAGGACGACAAAAGGAUGGAGAGGGAAAGACUGGCGGAAGAAACGAGUAAGCGGAAGUUUCGUAGGAAAGUCUACGCUGAAAAAUCGAAGAUGAUAGAGCAGACCAUGCAACAGUGGCUCAGGACUGUGAUUUAAGGGCUGCUAUUUCCAAACUAGUAAGCGCAUCCCCCACGAAUACCCUUGAUGUGACCCAUGCUGUAUUUACAUCCUUGAAUGCCACGCUUGAGCUAUUUCCUGAAUGGAAAAGGCCAAGGAGGUGCCGCAGAAAAGCUCACGCUCUUUUAGUGUCAAUCUUUUCCACACCAUUUCCUCUCAGAAAACGGCCAAGGAUUAUCACGUCGUCGAUGUCUCACUAAGGAAUUAUGUAGUUGUCUUAAUGCAAAUUAUCUUGCAUCCUCUAUUUCUAAGCAGCUUCGUCUUCUGCGGCUAGCGCUACUGCCUUUUCUCAAGGUGGGACGCGUAAGGAGGUAGAGGACAUGUUUGAGAAGAUAAAGCGGCUGGCCUUACAGCUAUACAACGACUGGGAACACCCAGCUCAGAAUUGUCUUCUCUUAUGUCACAAGUAACAAAUAGGGGUCUUGUUGUACUUGUUCUGCCUCAGUCUUUGUUCUAGUCUAUAAUAAGUAUUUUUCUUAGAAGAUCAACUAUUAUGGACAGCUCUGGACAACUUUCUUUACAUGUAUUCAAGCAUAAGCACAGUUCUUGCAGACUCAAGGAUAUUAAGUGCAAUAUGUUGACGUAGUAAGUUACCAAAACUACCACUGGUCGUGGAGGACGAUCCAAAUGCUAUUGCUAUUACAGUCUAUAGAGGGAGAAGAUUUUUACUCAGCCUCAACUUCUAACUCAGAAAGAUGAAUGGAGAGAAGUCCAGCAGAUCUAUCGUCGUUUUGUCGAGAUCAGUGGCGUGCAGGUACGUGAUCCAGAGAGUGGAGGCCCCCUGCAAAUGGUGCAUCCGUGGGAAGAAGAUGGAGGUGGCCCUCCAACGACGUGA
This is a messenger RNA of Amoebophrya sp. A25, 2131 nucleotides long. NCBI's taxonomy places the organism in Eukaryota, Dinophyceae, Syndiniales, Amoebophryaceae. The record is from the annotation of a GenBank genome assembly.